Molecule: messenger RNA, 3246 nt
Organism: Pararge aegeria (speckled wood butterfly)
Lineage: Eukaryota; Metazoa; Arthropoda; Insecta; Lepidoptera; Nymphalidae
Gene: qua
Product: villin-like protein quail
Exons: 16
Coding region: 192-2753 (853 amino acids)
Biological process (GO): barbed-end actin filament capping; cytoskeleton organization; actin polymerization or depolymerization
Cellular component (GO): cytoplasm; actin cytoskeleton
Molecular function (GO): actin filament binding; phosphatidylinositol-4,5-bisphosphate binding
Source: RefSeq, a predicted model, not a curated record
UGUUCAGGUUUGCGUGAAAAAAGUUUUCUUUUCUCCUAAGCCGGCUGGCUACCUUGCCUGUUAAGUUGUUAGUGUAAGAAGUGUGAGUGUACGUUGCGGUCGUCUCGUUUUGUUUACUUUCGAGUCUACUGGGUCUGGUAGGAGCGCGGUUUCAGGUGAUGGCACCAGUCGGCCCCUGACCACCACGAACUAUGCAUAUCCUGGAAGUUGGCGCAGAACAAUUGGAGGACGAUGGCGGGUCGCCGCGCCCCUCAGCUCAAGAUGCUGUCUUCCGCACCGUGCCUAAGGACCAUACCAUCUUCCUCGUUUGGAGAAUAACGGAAUCAAGCACGGAGCUUUUGCCUCGGUCUCAUUACGGAACUUUUUAUGACGGUGAUGCUUACUUGGUGUAUUCUUGCUCGCUACCCGGCCAGCCCGCAGGACCUGAUGUCAUUCGUCGCGAAAUAAAAGAAAAUGGUAAUGGAGAGUAUGCAGAACGCCACGUGCACGCCUGGACCAAUGGCACUGGCGAACGAGGUGGCAUACUGGGCGCGUUGGCGCUACGCCGAGCGUCCCAGUUGCUGGCGCAAGUCGGCACGCCACUCGUACUCCACCGGGAAACUGCCACCAAGGAAUCACCGCGAAUGCUCUCGUACUUCCGCGAUGGCAUCAGAAUCCUUCGUAGCGGUGUCAUGAACGGCGGGCCUCGUUUGUAUCGCGUGCGCGGACACAGGCCAGUGGUGCUGCAGUUGGAGCCGGUGUCGUGGGCUCAACUUUCUUCCGAUGGUGUAUUUGUUCUGGACACAUCUAAUUUAAUCGUGCUGUGGCUGGGUCGCGCUGCUAAUUUGAUCGAGAAGAUAUUUGGAGCAAAGAUCGCCUACCGCAUGGCACGAGGCCCAGAAAAGGGUAUGAUGGUACGUCGGAUUGCCAUUGCACAUGACGGCUAUGAACAAACCUUGCCAACAUCAGACCGUGAACUUUUAAACAAGCUAUUAGAGUUGCGUUCGCGAUCUAUGCGUCCAGCGCCGUCUGUCAUAGAAUCACCUCGACCCUCUCGUCUAUACAAAGUUACACAACCUCCAAGAGUUUCACCGAUCACGAUGCCAUCGCAAAAACCUGCGGCGCGUUUAGAAGAAAUAAAACGUGCACCUCUAUACAGGGAAGAUUUGCGCGAAGACAGCGUAUACAUUAUUGACGGAGGAUCUCGAGGGGUAUGGGCUUGGGUGGGAUCGUCUGCACCAGUUGCAGAAGCUCGUGGGGCAUUAGCUGCAGCGAGAGGACUUGCACGCGCUAAGAGAUUGGCUGGGCCAGUAGCAACGAUGGUUUCAGGACGCGAACCAUUGGAGUUUGCCGCGUUGUUUCAUCUAUGGAGUUGGGCCGAUGCUCGGCGUGACGUCAGAGUUCGCGCAGCCAGAUCCGCUACGACUAAGCUGGACGCUGUCAGCCUUGCUUCCAAUGCGUGGCUAGCUGCAGAAGCACAAGUCCCGGACGACGGGUCAGGUUCGCUGCGCAUGUGGAGAGUACGCGGUGAAGCCGAGGGGGGAGCUCUGCAAGAACUUGAGAAGCCGCAGACGGCUGCCUUCUACGAUCAGGACUGCUAUCUUGCACUGUACACUUACCAUACGCCAACCGGUGAUCAGACCAUACUUUAUUAUUGGAUGGGUGGCUCUUCGCCAAAUGAGCUGAGGAAUUUGGGUGCUAAAGAAGCCAAAGAUCUCUACAUUAAAUUAGGGCGUCUUCCCAUCCAGGCAUGGGUGUACCAAGGCAAGGAACCAGCGCAUUUUCUACAAAUCUUCAAAGGUCGAAUGGUCACUUACAUAGGCACUGCAACAGAAUAUGAUCCGAGUGGCCGCCGUGUGGUACCACCUCCUCGUGCCCUAAUACGAGUGUCGGGACAGUACGCGAGGGAAGCACGCGGCGUGGAAGUAGGUCGCGGUGGGCUGACGCGAGGUGCCUGCUAUGUGUUGCGAGAGGGCGCGCGGGUCUGGGUCUGGUGUGCAGCCUCCGCCACCGGUGACGAGAGGGAAGUCGCCAAGAACAUGGCUGCCGCUGACCACACUCUCGUUAUGCAAGGUAAAGAAAAAUAUGAUUUCUGGACCGCACUGGGCGAACGAAGACCAUUGCUGGUUGCAUCGCCACUCAAAGAGGUGGAACGGCCAUUGCCGCCUCGCCUAUUCUAUGUCGCGCUCGGCGCGGCUGGACAAUAUUCUUUUGAAGAGAUAAUUUCAUUCAGCCAGUACGACCUCGCACCGGAGAUGGCGGCCAUAUUGGACGCGCACGCAGCAGUGUUCGUUUGGCUCGGAGCGCACUGCGGCCCGCGUGCUAAAGACGACGCGCGCGCAAUCGCACAGUCAUACCUCAUGAAUGAUCCAGCCGCACGAGACACCGAGACGCCGAUAAUAGUGAUAAGCCAAAGUCGAGAACCGCCGAACUUCACUGGAUUCUUCCCACACUGGAAACCGACUAUGUGGAAGGGUCACAAAACGUUUAGUGCAAUAGUAAGCGCGUUGGAAGGCAAGGCUAUCGUGCGCGGCAGCAAUAGCGCUCUCCACAACGGCAACACUGAGAACAGCUUUGACCAGCAUGAGAAGUAUCCGCUCUCAGUGCUGAGAGGACCCAAGGAGCACAUGCCACAUGACGUCGACCCUCUCACAAAAGAGCUUUAUCUAACGCACGAUGACUUUGUGUCCACUUUCAACAUGGCCUACAAUGAGUUCCGGUCGUUACCCUCGUGGAAGCAAAAAGAGCUAAAGAAAUCUGUCGGACUAUUUUAAUUGUUGGAAAAUCUAAUUUAAAAUAAUACGAGUGCACAAAUCAAAUUAACGAUAAGAUUAUUUACGCAAUAAUUUAUAAAUUAAUUAAAUGCUUUCUAAAAUGAUUUAUAAGCAUGCAAUGGACAAUAAAUUUAUCAAGUGCGUUUUUUGCACAUAAUAGCUUUUACAAAUAAUUUAUACUCAAUUAUUAAGAUAUCUGUUUUCAUACUAACUAUAAAUCGUUAAAAAAAACUGUAAACUCAAUCCGAAUUUUAGUAGCGAAAGCUAGAUUAGAUUUAUUGAUGAAACUACAUUAAUGUACACAGUUUAAUAAAAUAAAUAAACAUAUACUGAUAAGGUGCCUUUCUUCUUGAUUUGUUGAAAAAGGCAUUAGAUAUUCUUAUUAUAGUCAAAGAGUGAUUUUAUUAAUUUAUGUAUACUUUUGUUUAUAAAUGUUAUUUACUGUAGGAGUAGAAUCGCAUUUGAGGAAAACAUGUUAAACGAAAUAAAACAA